AUGGCAACAUGUGGGCGCAGGACUCGCCCCAAACUGAUCCUCGGGUUACUCAUCGUCUCACUGCUCGGAUAUUUUUUAUUUCAUAAAACCUCACCAGAUGUCAGUCGGGAAAACAGGAGAGGAUUAUCACCCGAUGAGAUCAACGUGGAAGACCAAGAACUUCUAAAGAAACCAGUUUAUGAGAAGCCUCCUUUAGAUGUGAAUGCACUGGGUGAGCUGGGCUUAGCUGUUAAACUCGACCUGACAGGAGAGGAGAAGAGGAAAGAGGAGGAGAGCAUUGAGAAACACCAGAUCAAUACUUAUGUUAGUGAUAAGAUAUCUCUUCACAGAAGAUUACCUGAAAAAUGGAAUACACUAUGCAGAAACCUAAAGUAUGACUACCGGAGUUUGCCCACCUCUUCAGUAGUGAUUGCGUUUUACAAUGAAGCCUGGUCCACUUUACUGCGCACAGUGCACAGUGUGCUGGAGACCUCACCCGAUCUGCUGCUUAAUGAGGUCAUACUGGUGGACGACUACAGCGACAGAGAGCAUUUGAAGGAGCCUCUGGAGAACUACAUAGCAGACCUAAAGAAAGUGCGCCUGGUCAGGGCGAGGAAGCGAGAAGGGCUGGUGAGAGCUCGGCUUCUGGGUGCCUCCAUUGCCACAGGUGAUGUGCUGACCUUCCUGGACUGUCACUGUGAGUGUCAUGAGGGCUGGCUGGAACCUCUGCUUCAGAGAAUAAGGGAUGAACCCAGUGCUGUAGUGUGUCCUGUUAUAGACGUGAUUGAUUGGAACACUUUCCAGUACCUGGGCAACUCAGGAGAGCCUCAGGUUGGUGGUUUUGACUGGCGUUUGGUUUUCACAUGGCAUUCUGUUCCUGAGUCUGAGCAGAAACUCAGGCACUCCCCUACAGAUGUUAUCAGAUCUCCCACCAUGGCUGGGGGGCUGUUUGCAGUCAGCAAGAGCUACUUUCAUUAUUUGGGUACAUAUGACACAGGGAUGGAAGUGUGGGGAGGAGAGAAUCUAGAGUUCUCAUUCAGAAUCUGGCAGUGUGGAGGGAGUUUGGAGAUUCAUCCGUGCUCCCAUGUGGGCCACGUCUUCCCUAAAAAGGCUCCCUACUCCCGCAGCAAAGCUCUGGCCAACAGUGUGCGCGCUGCAGAGGUCUGGAUGGACGACUACAAGAAGCUGUACUACCACCGCAACCCUCAUGCACGCCUGGAGGCGUAUGGUGAUGUGACGGACAGACUUAACCUGAGGAGGCAACUUGGCUGUAAAGACUUCAUGUGGUACUUGGAAAAUAUCUACCCAGACCUCCAUGUUCCACAAGACUGGCCUGGCAUGUUUGGAAUGCUGAAGAAUCGAGGAAUGAACGGGUAUUGCUUUGACUACAAUCCACCUGAUGAUCAUAACAUUGGUGGCCAAAGGAUUAUUCUGUACCCAUGUCAUGGCAUGGGACAAAACCAGUUUUUUGAGUACUCUUCCGACAAUGAGCUCAGAUACAACACCAGGGAACCUGCAGGCUGUGCUGUGGCUGACCCCAUCUCCACCUUCCUUAGCAUAAACCUGUGCAGAAAACCCCAUGAAUCCAUACCUGAGAACCAGAAGUUUUUGCUUAAGAAGGAUGGCACGCUGUACCACAUCCAGACCCAGAAGUGUGUUGAGGCUGUGAAAAAGACAGAUAAUGGCAAUCCUGGCCCCGCUCUUCGACCGUGCAGUGAAUCAGCAUACCAGCAGUGGUUCUUUGAGGAGAGGAAACUGUAGAGCCUUAACAAAUCUUACUGCUUUUUCAGAUCACCAGCACCCGAGUCAGGUUUGCUAAAACAUUGCACCUUGGUGCAAACCAUCAACUAUUGUACUACAAUCACUCUGCUGGAUUAUUAACUAUUUAAGGGCAUUUAGGAAUUACAUUUAAAUGUAGGUGGUGGCAGUACUGUCUUUAUUUAUUAUUAGGGAUUUUUUAGAUCUGAUACAGACUAAUGACAUUGCAAAUGCUGGAUUAGACUUUAUGUUUUCAUUCAUUCAUCGUUUUACCACCCUUCAUCCUGGUCGGGGUUCUGGGUCUGAUUCAUUAAGCAACAGACUAGGAACACCCCGGACAGGUCAGCAGUCCAUCAUAGAGUGCACACACACUUGUAGAAAGAAACUGGGACACAUGAACAUAUGUUCUUAAACAAUUACAUCCAAAUUGUUACCGAGAAUUGCCACCGACUGUCAAAAUAUUAGUAUUUUAACAACUCUGAAAGUAACACUAAGUUCUAAACUAAUCAUGCAAAGCUGGUAUUAUAAGGCCACAUCUGGAUUAAGUAAUCUGGAUCUGUACAUAUGUCCUUGGUGAUUGAUGACAUACUUAAAAGUUUAUCACUUUUCAGCAUUAGGUAAGUCAGUAAGACAGCAAAGGUGUGCCACAAACAGAUGCUACAAAAUAACCUUCUCAUUCUUCUGGUAGUUGCUU
Trichomycterus rosablanca is the source of this 2431-nucleotide messenger RNA. It is a transcript of the gene galnt12, whose product is annotated as UDP-N-acetyl-alpha-D-galactosamine:polypeptide N-acetylgalactosaminyltransferase 12. Lineage: Eukaryota; Metazoa; Chordata; Actinopteri; Siluriformes; Trichomycteridae. The record is from RefSeq and is a predicted model, not a curated record. Gene Ontology annotation, molecular function: polypeptide N-acetylgalactosaminyltransferase activity. Gene Ontology annotation, cellular component: Golgi apparatus. Bases 1 to 1740 code for a protein of 579 amino acids. Gene Ontology annotation, biological process: protein O-linked glycosylation. The transcript is spliced from 10 exons.